AUGAGAGCUCAAGCUCAAGCAGACCAGAGCUCUCGACCCCGCCAACCUGAUAAGAUAAGGACACUCAAUGGUCCACGCCCCGCUCCACGGCACAAGGGCAGAAACAGCAAGAGCGCUACGCUGCAUCGGAAUGGCGCAAGCCUCCCGGUCAAUCUUCACGUUGCAGAGUCAUUUUCUACUUGUCCCGCUUGCUGCAUCCCUUUCCUUGAUCAUAAGUCGGAAAUAAACCUGGGAACAGCCACCAAACUCAACUUUGCAUCUCUCGCAAAGCAGACCAUAGCACACAAUAUGUCCUCCAAGGUGAUUAUCGUGACCGGAGCCAGCCGAGGCAUUGGUCUUGCCAUCGCCCAGCACCUCAUCAAGGAAUCCCACAAGGUUGUCUUGGCGGCGAGGUCCAAGGAUCAGUUGGAGGCUCUGAAGGCUGCUCAUCCCGGACAGGUCGAGUAUGUUGCCGGAGACUUGGGGGAUCUCAAGACAAUCCCAAAGAUCGCCGAGGCUGCAGUCAAGGCCUUUGGCAAGAUUGAUGGACUUGUCAUCAACCACGGCGUCCUGGAGCCCGUCACCCGCAUAGCAGACUCUUCAAUCGAGGAAUGGAAAAAGGCAUACGACAUCAACGUGUUUAGUGGGCUCGCAUUGGUCCAAUCAUCUCUGUCCGGGCUGCGCAAGUCCAAGGGCUGCGUCCUCUGGGUGUCAUCCGGCGCAGCCACUGGCGCAUACGCCGCAUGGGGAGCCUACGGGACUUCCAAGGCCGCCAUGAACCACCUCUCUGCAUACUUGGCAGUAGAGGAACCUGACAUCACCAGCAUCGCCAUGAGCCCAGGCCGCGUCAACACAGCCAUGCAAAAGGUCAUCCGCGACACAGGAGCCGGGCACAUGGCCGACAAGGACCACACCUCUUUCGUAUCUGCUUUCGACAGGGGAGAGCUGUUCAAGCCUGAGCAGCCCGGCAGCGUCAUGGCGCGGUUCGUCGUCAAGCCUCAGCACGACCUUUCGGGCAAGUACUUCAAGUGGCAAGCCGGAGAGCUUUCAGCGUAUCAUGAUGCGGAGAUUAGCAUGGAAUAUGUUUCAUCAUCACUGGCAAACCUUUACAGGCGAAAUUGGAAAGAAAUUCUCGCGUUUGCGGCUUACCUUGAACUGGAGAUCUACGGGCAUGAUAUGACAUUGUCUGGCACCCAGGUUCUCAAGCCGUGCGACUCGGCUGUUCAGUAUCUAGAGUUGUCCAUCGUUGCUGGCGCAUUCGGCCAUAGCAGUGAAUCGAUUGAAUUGGUAGCGUUUCCGUUUGGCAGGAAGGUCAUUCACCACUAUGAGGGGAGUUAUUCCUCCCGCGGAGGUAUCUUUCGCCGGCGCACCGCUGUCCCGUCCCUGAAUGGAAUUCGACUGUGGUGUAAAAAGUGCGCCCCACCAAGGCGGGACCAGGCAGUGACUGAGCCUUCACUCUGUGGCUCAGUGGCCCCUGCUUCCUCAAGACCUACAAAGUCGGCGAUUAGCCUACCUAAUCAAAUUGCACGUCCACCCCGCCACCGCGUCUUCUUCACCACCAACUACCAAUUUCCGUAUAAGUCAACAGUCGACACAAGAAUAUCACGACUCUUUCCUGCAGUCUCUCAUCUCUGCCAAGGCCAAAGCCUAAUACUUGUUGAAAAGCAAACAAAAUCGACCACGUUUCUCAAUCUAGCCAACUUUUCCAGUUUCAUCGACACCGUCGUCUCAUACCACAACCAUGCUUCUACUUUGCUCCGCCCGUGUGCCUGCCUGGUCUUCACUGCCGGGCCUACAAAGCGACAUGCGCAUUCUCUGCAAGAGCACCCCAACCCUACCGAUGCUUUGUCUGUAUCAUGCGACGGUCUCAUUGCACUUCCUCACAACCAACAUGUCGUUCAGUGCAACGAUGACUUGUCCUUGCCCAAGGCCACCGUCCAAAAGAUCGUCACCGAGAUUCUGCCGCCCUCAGCUGGCGUUGCCUUCGCCAAGGAGGCUCGUGACCUGCUUAUUGAGUGCUGCGUCGAGUUCAUCACCCUUAUCUCCUCGGAAGCCAACGAGAUCUCAGAGAAGGAGGCAAAGAAGACCAUCGCGUGCGACCACAUCACCAAGGCCCUCGAGCAACUGGGUUUCGCAGACUACGUCCCGGCCGUGCUAGAGGCCGCCGCAGAGCACAAAGAAGUGCAAAAGGGCCGUGAAAAGAAGGCAAACAAGUUCCAAAACAGCCAGAUUCCCCUCGAGGAGUUGGAGAGAAUGCAGAGAGAGGCAUUCGAAGAUGCCGCCAACCGCCACGCUUAA
Messenger RNA from Colletotrichum lupini, 2277 nucleotides. Its product is annotated as short-chain dehydrogenase. Gene Ontology annotation, biological process: negative regulation of transcription by RNA polymerase II; positive regulation of transcription by RNA polymerase II; chromatin remodeling. The record is from RefSeq and is a predicted model, not a curated record. Gene Ontology annotation, molecular function: core promoter sequence-specific DNA binding; general transcription initiation factor activity; protein heterodimerization activity. Lineage: Eukaryota; Fungi; Ascomycota; Sordariomycetes; Glomerellales; Glomerellaceae. The transcript has 13 exons. Gene Ontology annotation, cellular component: negative cofactor 2 complex. The coding region runs from base 1 to 2277 and encodes 758 amino acids.